AGGAGGACCUAAGAAGCGAUACAAAGCGUUACAGGUCAAAAGAAGAAGAAGAAGAAGGGUCACGUCGUAUGGCGCGCCGAUCACAAAAAAUGUCAUGUCUUCGCGGAUAAGAGGCUUGUCUCGGGGUGGCAACAGCAUACUCAGCCCCAACACGUGAUCCGCCAACAGCCAGGAGCAGACAGGAGGAAGCCGCCCCGACAGGAUAUCCGACCUACUGCCUCCCGCUGCUCCUGGGACUGCCACCACUGCUCCUGCGGCUACUACCACCACCACCACCACUACAGCUAGGGCCCAGAACUACUGCCACUACUACUACUGCUGAGGGCAAGGCAGCCACUACUUCUACUGCUACUGCCGUUGUCAUGAUGCUGUGGGUGGGCGUGGUGGUGGGCGUGGCCGUGGUGGUGGGCGUGGUGCGCCUGGUGUACCGCGGGGUGGGCGGCCGCUGCUCCUCCUCCCGGCGCCUGGACGGCAGGACGGUCAUCGUGACGGGCGCCUCGGCAGGCAUAGGGAAGGCAGCGGCUCUGGACUUUGCUCAGCGCGGGGCACGGGUCAUCAUGGCCUGCAGGAACCUGGAAAAGGCUGGGAAGGUGGCAGAUGAGAUUGUCAAGGCCUCCGGGAACAGCAGUGUGGAGGUGCGGCUGCUGGACACGUCAGACCUUGGCUCGGUCCGGAACUUUGCUCAAGGAGUCCUCAAGUCGGAAGAGUAUUUGCAUGUCCUGGUGAACAACGCAGGCAUUGCUGGCAAUUACUCGCGGGCAACCACCAAGGACGGCCUGGAGAUCACCAUGGCCACCAACUACUACGGACACUUCCUCCUCACCAACCUGCUUCUCGGACUGUUGAAGAAGAGUGCGCCCAGCAGGAUCAUCAACGUCUCCUCGAUAAUGCACAAGUUCAACUCCAAGUUAGACCCGGAGGACCUGAACUUUGAGAAGAUGUCCUACCACAGGCUAUCGUCGUACAACCAGAGCAAGCUGUGCCAGAUUCUCUUUACGCUGGAACUCACCGAAAAGCUCAAAGGAACCAAUGUCACAGCCAACUCCCUCCACCCCGGCGCUGUGGCCACGGAAAUCAACCUCAAGGCACGGAGCUUCACAACAUACGUGGCUCAUAUCUUGUUCAAGCUGAUGGGCAAGGACUGUGCCUUGGGAGCCCAGACACUCAUCUACCUUGCUGUGGCUGAGGAAGUGGAGGGCGUCUCUGGGAAGUACUUCGUCGACUGCAAGGAGGAGGCAUGUUCCGAGCUGGCCCGGCACCGAGGGAUGGCCAAGAAGCUGUGGGAGGCAAGCGAACUGGACGUGAAGCUUCAGGAAGAGGAGACCCACUACUAAAGGAAAAAGAAAACCCUCGCUAGACAUCCACACACAUCACAUAGCCAUUGAACGGAUAGGAAUAAAGGAGGAAAAUGAAGAUGCUGGAAAGGAAUUGAUGGGCUAUUUGGCUUCAGAAACUCAGAAUAUGAAUGAGCUUUGUUUGUAUUUGUUAUGGGAGGCAAGUGAGAUGGAUGUGAAGCUUCAAGACAAGGAGACCCACCACCUCAGAGCAUAGUAUUUACCAGUUUCUGACGCCUAACUAUUGCCAAGAAACAUCAGGAUCUAACUCUUUUAACGAUAACUAUAAAUGAGUUUCGUUAUUUGGGCCCAGAAGACAGUUUUGGGGUAGGAAGUUGGGAAAUAUAAACGGCUGAGUGCGACAAUCUAGCAACGUUGACCCGCUACUAAGAGAAAACAAAUACCUCACAAGACAUCUCCACACAUAUCCCAUUACCAUUGUUUGUACUUAUUUCUGGAGGCAAGUGAGAUGGAUGUGAAGCUUCAGGAAGAGGAGACCCACUAAGCUACCAAGAGAAAACAAAUCCCUCACAAGACAUCUCCA
Molecule: messenger RNA, 1878 nt
Organism: Eriocheir sinensis (Chinese mitten crab)
Lineage: Eukaryota; Metazoa; Arthropoda; Malacostraca; Decapoda; Varunidae
Product: retinol dehydrogenase 13-like
Exons: 8
Coding region: 363-1334 (323 amino acids)
Source: RefSeq, a predicted model, not a curated record